AUGGACACUACAGCGGGCCCCGAUCGAAGGUCCAUGUCGUCGGCCUCUGAGACCGAACGCCCACCACUUCCUCCUCGACCCAGCGGGCUGAGUUUCAUGCACGAGCGUCCAUCGACCAGCCAUGCUUCUCGUCCGCCUACAUGGGGUCUCAUUGCGGGGGCUACAACGGCCUUGUCCAUGACAGAUGUCAAUGCCUACAACAGGCCCGACGGAUCGAAAGAGUUACGCAUGACACCUUCGCGCGCGCCCUCCAGCCCGUCCAUUCGCCCUGUCACAAGCACCAGGACGAGUGAAGCCGGAGAAGACAACUCGAGCGUCAGGAGCUUUGCACAAUUCGGUCGCCCGACGCAAGAAGUGGAGAGUAUAUUUGACGGAGAUCUACAUGAAGGACAGCACCUCUCUGCGUCGGUCGGCAGCUCCAAGGGAUUGUUCGAGGCCGACUCCGAUGAUGGCAUUCAUGACGAAGGCGACGUCGACUUCGGCAAGGAAUUCGACGAAGUGGACGAUAACGUCGUCGGCGAAGACGUGGCACAGAGCCUCUGGAAAUCCAAGCGCAAACAUUUCAUUAUCCUCUCCGCUGCCGGUAAGCCGAUAUACACACGGCACGGCUCCGACGCAGUAAUUUCAAGCUAUGUGGGCAUUAUCCAGACCAUCAUUUCUUCCUACUCCGAAGCGGAUGACGAGCUCAGAAGCUUCCAAGCGGACGGCGUUCUGUUCGUUAUCCUGUCGCGGACGAACCUGUUCCUCGUGGGAAUCACGAGUCUCCCGGAAAGCGAGGCCCAAGUACGGGUCCAGCUCGAAGCUCUAUACAUGCAGAUUUUGUCCACGUUGACACUACCGACCUUGACGCACAUCUUCUCCGUGCGCCCCUCCAGCGACCUUAGACGUCCCUUGCAAGGCACCGAAGUCCUGUUAUCGUCGCUAGCAGACAGCUUCACGCGAGGCUCGCCUUCCACGCUACUUUCCGCCCUCGAGUGCCUGAAGAUCCGCAAGUCCCACCGCAACAUCAUCAACAGCACGAUGAUCAAAGCCCGCGUGGACGAUCUGCUGUACGGUCUCGUGGUCGCGGGUGGCCGACUCGUCAGCGUGAUCCGCCCCAAGAAGCACUCCCUCCACCCGAGCGACCUGCAACUGAUCUUCAACAUGCUCUUCGAAGCCGAGGGCGUCAAAGCCGGCGGCGGCGAUUCGUGGAUCCCCGUGUGCCUCCCCGGCUUCAACAACACAGGCUACCUCUACAUGUACGUCAGCUUCCUGGACACGGGCGGCGAGAACGUGCGCGAAAUGGCCCAAGACGAACGCAUCGCCCAGGAAGACUCCGUGGCGAUCAUCCUGCUCAGCGCCAACAAGGAAGCCUUCGAGGACCUGCACAGCAUGAAGACGUACCUCGUGCACGAAUUCCGCCGCAACAAGAGCAUGCACAUCAUCCACGCGGCCGUGCAGGCCGGCCGCCCCCCCCCGACGGACAUCAUCGCCGGCACCGUCCUGCGGCACUUCCUGUACAAGUCCAAGGGCAACGUCCAGUUCUUCAUGCCCUCGUUCUCGCCCAACUUUGAGACCCUCAAGCAGCGCAGGCGCCUCAUGUCGCUUUACCACAACCUGCACGCCGGCGUGCACACGAAACACGCCGGCGUGAAGGUCUACCAUAGCGUCGGCGCCUCCGCGACGGCCCUCGCGUGGGUCACGCCCAUGUUCGAGCUGUACUGCGUGGCGGGGCCGACCGCGUCGAGAAAUGCCUUGUCUUCGAGCGCCAACAAGGUCGUGCAGUGGGUGCAGAGAGAGGAGGAGAGGAUCUUUCUGAUUGGCGGUGCGGUCUUUUGA
Cladophialophora yegresii CBS 114405 is the source of this 1818-nucleotide messenger RNA. RefSeq lists its product as uncharacterized. The transcript has a single exon. Gene Ontology annotation, biological process: vesicle-mediated transport; protein targeting to vacuole. Bases 1 to 1818 code for a protein of 605 amino acids. The record is from RefSeq and is a predicted model, not a curated record. Gene Ontology annotation, cellular component: fungal-type vacuole membrane; Mon1-Ccz1 complex. NCBI's taxonomy places the organism in Eukaryota, Fungi, Ascomycota, Eurotiomycetes, Chaetothyriales, Herpotrichiellaceae.